AUGCCAGGCCCGCUCAGUCUCCCAACACUCUGCCAUUUCCUUCUCCUCUGGCCCUUCGCCAUCUUCCACAAAGCCCUGGGGGACACAGCACCCCACCCUGGCCCCCACUACCUCCUGCCCCCCAUCCACGAGGUCAUUCACUCUCGUCGUGGGGCCACGGCCACGCUGCCCUGCGUCCUGGGCGCCCCGCCUCCCAGCUACAAGGUACGCUGGAGCAAAGUGGAGCCGGGGGAGCUCCGGGAAACUCUGAUCCUCAUCACCAACGGCCUGCAAGCCCGGGGCUACGGGCCCCUGGGGGGUCGCGCCAGGAUGCGGAGGGGGCAUCGGCUGGACGCCUCCCUGGUCAUCGAGGGCGUGCGCCUGGAGGACGAGGGCAGGUACCGCUGUGAGCUUAUCAAUGGCAUCGAGGACGAGAGCGUGGCGCUGACUCUGCGCCUGGAGGGUGUGGUGUUUCCGUACCAGCCCAGCCGGGGCCGGUACCAGUUCAAUUACUACGAGGCGAAACAAGCGUGUGAGGAGCAGGAUGGGCGUCUGGCCACCUACGCGCAGCUGUACCAGGCGUGGACCGAGGGCCUGGACUGGUGCAACGCGGGCUGGCUGCUCGAGGGCUCGGUGCGCUACCCGGUGCUCACGGCGCGCGCCCCGUGCGGCGGCCCGGGGCGGCCGGGGAUCCGCAGCUACGGGCCCCGCGACCGGAAGCGCGACCGCUACGACGCCUUCUGCUUCACUUCCAUGACCGCAGGCCACGUGUUCUUUGUGCCCGGGCGGCUGACGCUGUCGGAAGCGCACGCGGCGUGCAGGCGGCGCGGGGCCACGGUGGCCAAGGUCGGGCACCUCUACGCCGCCUGGAAGUUCUCGGGGCUGGACCAGUGCGACGGCGGCUGGCUGGCGGACGGCAGCGUGCGCUUCCCCAUCACGUCGCCGCGGCCGCGCUGCGGGGGCCUCCCGGACCCGGGCGUGCGCAGCUUCGGCUUCCCGCGAGCCCAGCAGGCGGCCUUCGGGACCUACUGCUACUCGGAGUAG
Molecule: messenger RNA, 1023 nt
Organism: Callorhinus ursinus (northern fur seal)
Lineage: Eukaryota; Metazoa; Chordata; Mammalia; Carnivora; Otariidae
Gene: HAPLN2
Product: hyaluronan and proteoglycan link protein 2
Biological process (GO): skeletal system development; central nervous system development; glial cell differentiation
Cellular component (GO): perineuronal net; synapse
Molecular function (GO): hyaluronic acid binding
Source: RefSeq, a predicted model, not a curated record